Messenger RNA from Syngnathus typhle (broad-nosed pipefish), 3112 nucleotides. It is a transcript of the gene vwde, whose product is annotated as von Willebrand factor D and EGF domains. The transcript is spliced from 20 exons. Bases 1 to 2658 code for a protein of 885 amino acids. The record is from RefSeq and is a predicted model, not a curated record. Gene Ontology annotation, molecular function: calcium ion binding. NCBI's taxonomy places the organism in Eukaryota, Metazoa, Chordata, Actinopteri, Syngnathiformes, Syngnathidae.
AUGCGGGGGAUGAGGAGGGGGACGGAGGCCGCGGAAGGAUUUACCUCGACCGGAACCAAAUUGAGAAGCACGACGAGCCUUGGAGUUGGGACGCUUGUCACAGUUGUGGCGUGCGUCGCGCUUGCGCUCCCCUACGCAGUGGGGGCGCAAACGGCCACCACUCCUUUUCUAGCGCUCCCACCCGAGUGCACUCCAAAAGGCCACGGGGUCCUACAGAACCCGUACCGCAGCACAAACUUCAGCUCCAGUUGGCUCCAGCAGGACUUUGUCUGUGACCAUUCACUGACGCCCGGGUGGUACCAGUUCCAAAUGUUCGACAAGCCAGCCAGCAUGCCCACCCGGUGUGUGGAGGUGAACCACUGCGGGACCCAAGCGCCAGUCUGGCUGUCUCUGGGAGAAGGCGAGUCGCUGCCGGGUCCUCUGGAGCUUCGGCAUUUGACCGCCUGCGCUGCCUGGCAGUUGUUCCCGAGCAGCAGCAAGGAAUGCUGCCUGUUCCGCAUCCCGGUGUCCGUGCGCAACUGUGGAGGAUUCUACGUUUAUUUGCUGCAGCCCACUCAAGGAUGCAUGGGGUACUGUGCACAAGAAAUGGCCACCACGUCACCUUUGACCUGCGAGCACGGUGAGGUCAACAUAGACGGAACAUGUACAAUCGAGCAGCCUGCCGCUCCAUCCGAGCCCAUAAUCACUUCCGAGUGGAUAGAGGGCAUCGUGCAUCUCAAGUGCAGCUUCUCCCACAGCUCCAACAAGUCCAGCAGCUCACUCGGCCACGUGGUGGCCUGGUCCCGAACCUCAUCUCAGGGCAAGCGGGAGGAGCUCAAGCGGGAGACCACCAUCCAGACAUGGGCUCUCAUCGAGCUGGACGGCUUCAACCUCCGUCUGGAGGACAAGAUUUACUGCUCCGUCUACAGCUUCUCUUUGGACUUUCCAGACGUCCACAGUGCUUCAGUGGAAAGUCCAGAGUUCUUUGCUGGGACUCAGGUUUCGGUACGUCCGUGCGAGUGCGUGAACGGUGGCUGGUGCGUGAGCGACGUCAACACCACAGCCGGCAGCGGCAACUACACGUGCGCCUGCCCGGGCGGGUUCAAAGGUCACCGCUGCGAGGUCAACGUGGACGACUGCAAACCCAACCCUUGCAGGCUAGGACGCUGCGUGGACGGACCCGACUCCUUUUCGUGCAUCUGCCCGGCCGGAAUGACAGGUGUAACGUGUCGAGAGGAUGUGAACGAGUGCGUUUCUCAGCCAUGCUACCCCGGGGUGGACUGUACCAACACGCUGGGCUCCUUCUCCUGUGGACUCUGCCCAAGUGGAUACGUUGGCGACGGCGUUGUGUGCACUCCGACCGGGACCCCCGUGAGAGGGGCGCCCCCGCCCUCGCCCUGCUCCCGCAGGCCUUGCCACCCCGGUGUCCAGUGCUUCCAGAGCACCCAUGUGGCGGCAGGCUAUGUCUGUGGACCCUGCCCGCCUGGUCUCCAUGGCAACGGGACCACUUGCAUGCCAUCGGGUCAGGCGAGCGUCGCGGAUGAACAACUUCCAAGCGGCAGACUGAAUCCAGGCAGGGAGAUGAUGCGCGCCACCUUUUCCUCACCCAGACGGCAGCUUGACAGAUUCAGCAGACCUGAAGCCGCUGUCGCCAACCCACGAGAAGCCUCUUCUUCUUUGUCUUCGGAGAGAAGCCCCGGACGCUGCCCGCUUGGAUACGCGGGUGAUGGAAUCACGUGCAAAGUGAUUCUCGACUGUACCACAAGAGGGAGCCAAUUUACACCAUUAUGCUGUCCAGCUGUGUGCAGGUUUCAGUGCGGAAAGAACAUGGAGUGCACGCAGCCCAACACGUGCACCUGCAAGGACGGAUACACCGGAUACAACUGUCACAUGGCCGUUUGCCGGCCCGACUGCAAGAACCAAGGCAAAUGUGUGCGUCCUAACGUGUGCGAAUGUCCCCUGGGUUACGGUGGGCCCACGUGCGAGGAAGCAAACUGCGAGCCGCCGUGUCAACACGGAGGCACGUGUCUUGCCAGGAACCUUUGCACGUGCUCCUAUGGCUACGUGGGCCCAAGAUGUCAAAUCAUGGUGUGUAACAGGCAUUGUGAAAACGGCGGCGAAUGCGUUUCUCCUGACGUGUGCAAAUGCAAACCAGGCUGGAAUGGACCCACGUGCAACACAGCUGAGUGCAGUCCGGUGUGUCUGAAUGGAGGAACGUGCAUCAAACCAAACGUGUGCGCUUGCCCCGGCGGAUUCUACGGCUCACAGUGUCAAAUUGCUGUGUGCAGCCCGCCUUGCAAGAACGGAGGUCAGUGCAUGCGGAACAACGUGUGUUCAUGUCCCGAAGGUUACACGGGGAAACGAUGUCAAAGGAGUGUGUGCGAGCCCACAUGUAUGAACAGCGGCAAAUGUGUCGGGGCCAACACGUGUUCGUGUACAUCAGGCUGGAGGGGAAACAGAUGUAACAUACCCGUGUGUCUGCAGAAGUGUAAAAACGGAGGCGAGUGCGUGGGGCCCAACACGUGCCACUGUACCGCCAGCUGGGAGGGCCUGCAGUGUCAAACACCCGUGUGCCGACAGCGCUGCCUGAACGGGGGGCGCUGCGUGCUGCCUGACUACUGCUACUGUCGGAGGGGCUACAAGGGUCUCACAUGCGCCGUUCAGGUGUCGCAAGCCUGAAGUGAAGGAAAAAGACAGGGAGUGUGUGGAUAUCAGUGUGUACGUGUAGAUUGACAAAUGUCGCCGCCUUGUGGGGACUUGUUGUAUUGCUUUUGUUUUUUUAGUUCCCCUUACUGUCCUCUCUACCUCAUAUGAAAGCUUUUUUUUUUUUUUUUUAAGUCAAAUUGCAUGAGAGGCUCCUCCAUGCCCUACCCAAAAUUAUUUGACAAAUAUAUACAUUAAUGACGGUAAAUAUUUGGAUUUUAUUAUUAGUAGUAUCAUGACUUGUAUGCUAUUGUUUAUACAUGCUUUUGUUUAUUAGCACACCUGAGAGUAACUGUGAUUGUUAUUAAAUGGAAACAUAUAUGGAAAAGUAUAUGACUAAAGAAACAGUUUUUCCCUUUAAAUGUUUUUAUUACUCCAUUUAAUGACACAAAGUACAAUUCAUACACAGAAAGACAACGCAAGCCGUAUU